GAGAGAGAGAGAUCUUCCAUCUGCUGGUUCACUCCCCCAGUGGCCGCAACAGCUGGGGUUGGCCCAGGCUGAAGCCAGGAGCCUGGAACUCCAUUUGGGUCUCCCACGUGGGUGCAGGGGUGCAAGCACUUGGGCCAUCCUCUGCUGCUUUCCCAGGUGCAUCAGCAGGGAGCUGCAUUGGAAGUGGAGCAGCUGGGACCCAAACCAGGAUGCUAGCAUUGCAGGCAGCAUUUUAAUCCACUGUGCCACACCACCAGCCUCUCUCUCUCUCUCUCUCUCUCUCUCUCUCUCUCUCUCUCUCUCUCUCUCUCUCUCUGCAUCACUCUGCCUUUCCCAGUAAUACUAAUAAUAAAGUCCCCAGGGUCUGAGUGGACCAGAAGCUAUAAAUGGGACCAAGGUGGGAGGGACCAGCAAUUUUCUUGCUUGUGCGGUAGAUUGAAUGAAUUCUUGAAAGGACUCCAAGUCUUGGGGUUCCGCAGCCAGAGACCUUGCUUCAGAACCCCCUAGCCCAGCCCAAUCAGACUCCUUCAGGGGCUGCCCAGUGACCUCAAAGUCAAGUGCAAGCUCUGGGCCUGUGGCAGCGGAAGCCUCCGGGCGCUGGCUUCCUCACCUGUCUCUCAUCACCCAAACGCGCUCAGCUCUCCCAGGUGCGCGCCUCUUUAUCCAAAGGGGCUCUGCCUCCUCCCCUGAAGUGGUCUCCGGCUGCCCCCCACCCCCGCAGAGUCAUUCUGCUUCCUGUAGCCUCCCCAGCACUGUCACAGCUCCUGCCAUGCCCACCCAGGCUGAGCACUCCGAGGGCAAAUGCCCCAUCUUCUGCUUUCUGGAUUCCCCGGUGUCUUGUGCAGGGGGCCUGGCACAUAGAAAGACCAAGAAACAGUAUUUUAGAUGCACAGGGUGCCUGGAAGAACGGCUAUAGGGAGUUAGCUGGAGGCUGCAGAACAUACAAAAAGAACCAGUGCUUGGUUCCGGUCCCAACUCUUCCAUGCUAAAUCCCAGCUGCCUGCUAAAGCCCCGGCAGGCCAGCAGAUGAUGGCCCAAGUACUUGGGUUUCUGCCACUCACGUGGGAGACCCAGAUGGAGCUCCUGGCUCCUGGCCAGGGACUGGCCCAGCCACCCCCGCCCCUUCACUGCUGUUGCAGGCAUUUGGGGAAUGAACCAGCAGAUGGAAGAUCUCUGUCUCUCCUUCCCUCUCUGUCACUUUGCCUUUCAAAUAAACAAAUACAUCUUAAAAAAAAAAAAAAACCUACCACUUUAUAAAGAACAGGAAACAUAUCUCUAAAAGGAGAGAGAGAGGGAGACGGAGAGAGAGAAAAAGGAAGAACUCCCUAGACCUCAGCUCUCUGCUUACUUGCUGUGUGACCUUGGGGCGGCGAGCGGGCGAUGGAGCGCGCCGAGGAGCCUUGGGACCCAGAUCUCCGCGACCCGGAGGAGGAGGAGGAGGAGGAGCAGCAGCUGAGGGGCGCCCGCACAGGGGGUGCUGAGCCCGAGGGCAGGGUCCACAGCUGCCUGUUCCUUUCCUCAGGUCUGGAGAGUGAGAACGUGGUGGUCUGUCAGCCGGAUGAGUUUGAACAGACUUCCCAGGAUGAGGACUUGGAAUUCAAGGAAGAGGAAGAGCUAGGCCCGGGCCACGAAGUGGGAAGUGCCGCUCUGAAACCCGAAGGCAUCGAGAGCUGGGAUGACUUGUGGGUCCAGAGACAGGGGCUGGGAAAGCCUCAGGCUCGGGACCGAGGCCUCCGGAUGCUGGGCGAGCCCCGCUGGGGCCAGGCCAGCGGGGAUCGGGCUGCGGUGUGCGGCGAGUGUGGCAAGAGCUUCCGGCAGAUGUCCGAUCUGGUGAAGCACCAGCGGACGCACACCGGGGAGAAGCCCUACAAGUGCGGGGUGUGCGGCAAGGGCUUCGGAGACAGCUCGGCCCGCAUCAAACACCAGCGAACUCACAGCGGUGAGAAGCCCUACAGAGCCCGGCCACAGGCCCAGGGUCCCCCAAAGAUUGCUCGGCCCCGGAUCCCCGCCGGCGAGCGCCCCACCAUCUGCGGUGAGUGUGGCAAGAGCUUCCGGCAGAGUUCGGACCUGGUCAAGCACCAGAGGACGCACACAGGCGAGAAGCCCUACAAGUGCGGCAUCUGUGGCAAGGGCUUCGGCGACAGUUCCGCCCGCAUAAAGCACCAGCGGACACACCGCGGGGAGCAGCCCCCCCGGCCGGUGGUCCCCCGCCGGCAGCCCUCGCGGGCGGCCCCGGCCGCCACUGCCCCGGGAUCAAAGGCCCAGGACAAACCAUACAUCUGCACCGAUUGUGGCAAACGGUUCGUGCUCAGCUGUAGCCUCCUGAGCCACCAGCGCAGCCACCUGGGGCCCAAGCCCUUCGCCUGCGACGUGUGCGGGAAGGAGUUUGCCCGCGGCUCCGACCUGGUGAAGCACCUGCGGGUGCACACGGGCGAGAAGCCUUACCUGUGCCCCGAGUGCGGCAAGGGCUUCGCCGACAGCUCGGCUCGCGUCAAGCACCUGCGCACCCACAGCGGCGAGAGGCCGCACGCCUGCCCAGAGUGCGACCGCACCUUCAGCCUCAGCUCCACGCUGCUGCGCCACCGCCUCACGCACAUGGAGCCUCAGGACUUCAGCUUCCAAGGCUACCCCUUGGCCGCCCUGAUCCCCAGCCCGCCCCCACCUGCUCUUGCCACCAGCCCGCUGCUGACGCCCCGCAGCCCCUCGCACUCAGGGGAGGGGCCCUUUGGCCUGCCGGGCCUGGAGCCGGAGCCUGGGGACCCGCAACCCGGGGAGCCGCCGCCGCCACUGGCGGGCGACAAGCCCCACAAGUGUCCCGAGUGUGGCAAGGGCUUUCGUCGGAGCUCCGACCUGGUGAAACACCACCGCGUGCACACCGGGGAGAAGCCUUACCUGUGCCCCGAAUGUGGCAAGGGCUUUGCCGACAGCUCGGCUCGCGUCAAGCACCUGCGCACCCACCGCGGCGAACGCGCCCGGCCGCUGCCGACGCCGCCCACUCUCCUGCGGCUGCAUAACCCACCAGGCCUCCUGGCGCCGCCAGCGCCUCGUUCCCGGGUCCGGGCCCAGACCUCUGGACCCAGCCAGCCCCACGUGUGCGGCUUCUGUGGGAAGGAAUUCCCGCGGAGCUCAGAUCUGGUGAAGCACAGGCGCACCCACACCGGGGAGAAGCCAUACAAGUGCGCCGAGUGCGGCAAGGGCUUCGGAGACAGCUCGGCCCGCAUCAAGCACCAGCGCGGGCACCUCGUCCUGAGGCCCUUCGGCAUAGGGGACGUUCGGGCGAGGCCUCUCAAGGAGGAGCCGCCGACAGAACUGGAGUGACCGGGAAGACCAAAGGGAGAGCCGUCUGCUGCCUAGGCGCAGCAGAGGGCCCGGGAGGUGGUGGGAGGGAGGAGGAGGGGGAGGCAUGGGAGACAGGAGCGACUAGAUAGAAAUCGAGACUGGACAGCGUAACCUUGAAGCUCAGGAAUCGGUCCUGGCUGGGCUCAGUCAGGACCUGGCCAGUGUGGGCUGUGCCGCAGCUUCUGCCUGGCACAGUUGGCACUCAGUAAACACUCGCCUGGGGACGCCAAACCCUGAGUUCCUGCUGCCUCUUAUCUGUCCGGAACUGACUGCUCCCCGGGAGACCAACACCCUGAAGUAGGCUUUGUGCGACCUCAGGGCUGUAACAAUGGGACUGGAGGAACUUGGGGAUCUGCAGCCGGGCAGGGACGCCUUGAUCAUCCUGCUAGCGGGGGAGGCAUCGCUGUGUGGCCCAGGCGGUACCCACCCCUGACCCAGGGGCCACGGGAUCUGGUCUUGACCAGGAAGCGCACCCUUGGGACAGGGCUCAGGCCUGAGGGACCUGGAGGAGCCUCAGCCCACCCUGGCUUCUGGACCGUGACAGCAGGCACGGCGUUCCUGGCACCCGGUGCCGGGCCAAGCACAGAUCUUGGUGGGCAACAGCAGAGAUCAGUUGGCCGGGAGAGGGCAGGACUUCCGGGAGAGGGAGUGCAGAGCGGAGCUGCUCCAAGGUCCACAGCCAUGUUUUCAUUGUCUCCUUGCUAAUAAACUGCUUCUUGUCUGAGG
Oryctolagus cuniculus (rabbit) is the source of this 4065-nucleotide messenger RNA. NCBI's taxonomy places the organism in Eukaryota, Metazoa, Chordata, Mammalia, Lagomorpha, Leporidae. The record is from RefSeq and is a predicted model, not a curated record.